UUUCAAAGACGGUUUUCAAGAAUGUUGUUUAGAGACUUUUUCUAAUACCUUUCACUACUACAAAAGUCAUUUAUUAUGACGAACCAACAAGGACGAUCGACAGACUUCCGUCUUAGAAUCUUAAGAUUGUAAGUUCAAAGACGGUUAUUUAAAAACCCGUCUUUGUAUACAUUGACCCUUCAUUUUUUCUCUCUCUUAUCUUAUCUUCUCGGGUACUAUGUACGUCUUUGUAUACACAUCGACCCUUUAUUUUUUCUCUCUCUUAUCUUAUCUUCUCAAGUACUACGUCUUUGUAUUCACUGACCCUUCAUUUUCCUCUCUCUCAUUGUUGCCUUCUGUAUCUCCCUUUGUCUUUGUCGCUUUCUCUCUCUAGCAAGAACGACAUGGGUGGAUGUGGACGCCCUCGACGGCAUCGAUGAGGAGGAUGCUUCACCCCACGUGCACAUGAAUUCUGUGUUCUCCAUCAACACCACCGCGCACGUGGCGCUCUUCAGAGCGCUCCAUCGAGCUCCUCAAUGCGCCUUGCUCUGCCACAACCUAAAAUGCCUCGUUACUUUCUAUAACAGCAGCAACAACUACUGCCGCAUUCCGUGCUCUUUUGGCUUCGUGCCGUCGCCGUCCUCGCUUCGAUCCGUCCGCGGACUGCUCCUGCGAACGCUGCGUUGCAUUUCGAGCUUCACGGCUUCCUUUGCUUCUCCUGCUGGUGGUGGAAAUGGCAGCGCUGGAACCGGCGACAGUGGCAGAGGUGACGAUUCUGGCAGUGAGUCUGGAGAUGCUAAUCUCAAACUGGUAGGAGACGCGACUCAGGAGCUUUCCGGACUUUCGCCUAAUGUUAUCAUUCUUGAUGUUUUGGAACUUGCAGGGAUCAUUAAACUGUCAACAUACUCAAGCUUUAGCUUGUUUGAAUGUCGUAAAGUUGUUACCAGCUCCAAAUCACCUGAUUCUGGGAAUAGACUGAUUUAGUUCAACAAGGUCAGGUAAGGUUACUUGUCUAAUUAUUACUGGCACGAACCUCUACAAUUGCUGAAUACGAGCCUUUCGUCCAUAGGAACCCCACAUUCAAUUACCAGAAAGAUGGUAGCUACUUUUCAGGGAUGCAUGGCUACCUAAUGGUACAGUUUCACGUGGACAUUGGGGCUACUCUCCUUAUAUUAAUACAGCCAAACUUCAAUAGUUGCUUAUUCUUCUUGGCAUGUUUAAUUUUCGAUUCCAAUCACUUUCAGAGUUCCCGUUUUUCAAGUUUGUCAAUUGGAUUACGAAAAACUUCACAAUCCGUAAUCAAGCCAAGGGCACAAAUUAAAAAUGUUGGAGCCAAUGGUGACUAUGCUAUGACCGAUCGGGUCUUCCUACCCUAGUAUAUAUGAACAUUUAUGAUUAUGGACAAUGAUGUUGGGUUCCUAUGUCUUUCAGAUAUUCACAUUCUUGCUUUUAUUGAUUGAGCCUAAUUAAAAGGGCUAUUGAAUGGACCCCUAUUGUGUAUACUAGAUAUAACGUGAUCAUUAUCUAAUCCAAGGCUAGGUUUGUUUUCUGUCUA
This is a messenger RNA of Glycine soja, 1534 nucleotides long. RefSeq names its product copper-transporting ATPase PAA1, chloroplastic-like. NCBI's taxonomy places the organism in Eukaryota, Viridiplantae, Streptophyta, Magnoliopsida, Fabales, Fabaceae. The transcript has 3 exons. The record is from RefSeq and is a predicted model, not a curated record. Bases 445 to 963 code for a protein of 172 amino acids.